Messenger RNA from Chanos chanos (milkfish), 1038 nucleotides. RefSeq names its product QKI, KH domain containing, RNA binding b (gene qkib). Gene Ontology annotation, cellular component: nucleus. Bases 1 to 1038 code for a protein of 345 amino acids. NCBI's taxonomy places the organism in Eukaryota, Metazoa, Chordata, Actinopteri, Gonorynchiformes, Chanidae. The record is from RefSeq and is a predicted model, not a curated record. Gene Ontology annotation, biological process: regulation of mRNA splicing, via spliceosome. The transcript is spliced from 7 exons. Gene Ontology annotation, molecular function: mRNA binding.
AUGGUGGGGGAAAUGGAAACGAAAGAGAAGCCGAAACCGACCCCAGACUAUCUCAUGCAGCUCAUGAACGAUAAGAAACUGAUGAGCAGUCUCCCUAACUUCUGCGGGAUUUUCAACCACCUUGAACGACUGCUUGACGAAGAGAUCAGCAGGGUAAGGAAAGACAUGUACAACGACACAUUAAACGGAAGCACUGAGAAGAGAAGCUCGGAGCUUCCUGAUGCCGUGGGCCCCAUCGUUCAGCUCCAAGAGAAACUCUAUGUGCCUGUAAAAGAGUAUCCUGAUUUUAAUUUCGUGGGCCGGAUCCUGGGACCGCGGGGACUGACAGCCAAGCAGCUGGAGGCAGAAACAGGAUGUAAGAUCAUGGUGCGAGGAAAAGGCUCCAUGAGAGACAAGAAAAAGGAGGAGCAGAACCGGGGCAAACCCAACUGGGAGCACCUGAACGAAGACUUACACGUGCUGAUCACAGUGGAGGACGCUCAGAACCGGGCUGAGAUCAAACUCAAACGGGCCGUGGAGGAGGUCAACAAGCUACUAGUGCCCGCGGCUGAGGGGGAAGACAGUCUGAAGAAGAUGCAGCUGAUGGAGCUAGCCAUCCUUAACGGCACCUACAGAGAUGCCAACAUCAAAUCACCUGCCCUUGCCUUCUCUCUUGCAGCGAGCGCCCAGGCUCCCCGCAUCAUCACCGGCCCGGCGCCCGUCCUGCCGCCCGCCGCCCUCCGCACGCCCACUCCGGCCGGCCCCACCAUCAUGCCUCUCAUCCGCCAGAUCCAGACCGUCAUGCCCAACGGCUCGGCCCACCCGGCGGCCGCGACCCUGGUGCCCCCGGGCCCGGAGUCGGGCCUGAUCUACGCCGCGCCCUACGAGUACCCUUACACACUGGCACCUGCCACCUCCAUUCUGGAGUACCCCAUUGACUCCAGCGGGGUGUUAGUGUCCUCAAAGGCCGAAGAGCUGCCCGUCUACCUGGGCGUUCAGACUUGUCACUUCCCCAUCACUCUGCAGCGCGGCGAGCCCACGGGCCGGGCUCCCUUUUAA